CAGUAGUAGUACUAGCAGAGCAAUGGCGAGGAUGUUGAUAGAGGCCAUACAGCGGUCCGACGUGGGUCUGGCCAAGAAAAUACUACAGGGUAAGAACUACACGUGUAUUGACUGUCAGACGGCACGGCGUCACGGCACGAGCUUGUUCUGGGCGUCGUGUCGAGGAUUGCUGGAAAUAGCACAGUUGCUCAUAGCCAACAACGCCAACGUUAACAUCGCGACGGCCUGGGGUUCGACUCCGCUUCACGCCGCGGCGGAUUCCAACAACUGUGAAAUCAUAAAAUUACUUUUAAAAAGUGGCGCCAACGUUAAUGUGCAGACGGAAGCCGGCGACACGCCCUGCCACCUGGCGGCGUACAGGGGACAUGCGCAGGCCGUGCAGCUGCUGGUGGAAGGUGGCGCUGAUAUCGGAAUCACCAACAAUCGAUACCACCUGCCAGUCCACGAGGCGGAACAGCAGUCGCACCUGGUGGUUGCCGACUACCUACAGGCAGUCUCUCUGUUGGGACGAGAGGAAAGCAACUACUCGAACAAGAAAUGUCCCCGCACGUGCAGAAUCAACCUAGCAGGCCGGAAGUGCUUAAAUUGUGACAUUCGUGACGGAGUGGACAUCAAGUUGGACAACAAUGGCGGCUCUCGCAUGGAAGUUCCUGACAGACCGUGUGACGGUGAUGACACGCUUAUUGUAGGACCUGACAGAAUGUGUUUGACGGGUACGUCGUCAAAGGCUCGGCUUACCGGCAGUUCGGACUGGUCGUCUAGUUAUUCUCUCUCCAGUGAUUACUUUCAAUCCAAUGAUCUCUCCCUGGUGUCGGACAGUCUGACCAAUUCAAGUCAGUGGACGUUUACUAACAUUCCUGUAUGAAGAAGACCUUUGGUGUGAGCAAUCAAAACUGUUUAUAAUUCAUUACAGGGGCACGGCCAGUCUUAUCAGGGAACUUGGUGUGAUAAGUGCAUACUAGAUCGAAAAGUAAUGACAAAUUUGAUACUGGUUACAUUGGUGUGAGAAGCCUACUCUAGAACUACACUAGUAAUUACAACUUUGAUCUUGGUUUUAUUGGUGUGAGAUUCGUACACUAGAACGAAAAGUAAUUACAACUUUGAUACUGGCUACACUGGUGUGAAAAGCGUACACUGGAACAAAAAGUAAUUACAAUGUUAAUAUUGUCAAUGUGUAACGGUCAUUUUGACCCACAUGAUAAUGAAGGAGUUUAAACUUUGUGUUCACAACUAUCAACAUUUUCACAUUUGUAUAAACUGUACUCCGGCGGGGGGAGGAUGGGCGUUUAAAAAGACCAAAUAAUUCAUAAAAUAUUCUUACAAAAUGUACAUUUUGACGUACACUUUUAGGUGUGGGGAUAGAAAAAAAGGAUUAUGCUUUUGAGCAUACAAAGGAAAGAAAAAGUUGAUAAUAAUUGUGAAUGGCUCGUAAUAAAAAUAGUAUUCUUUAGUAUUAAUUGAUCGAUUCAAUAACUCCAUUGAAAACAUAUGCUCGUAUUGUCAACAUACUAUGUGGUGUCGUGUUUGAUAGUCUAGUUGUUCGUUUUGAAACGGAAAUACUGGUGUCUCAAUGUUUUCGGUGUUUGAGUAAUGUUAUAAAGACGUAUAAAGUGAAUGGAUGGAUGGAUGGGUUGGUAAAUGGACGGAUGGAUGGAUUGGUAAAUUGGUGAGUGGAUGUUCGAACCACUCACUCGAUAAUGGAUGGUGUAUGAUCGUACGAACAUAUAUGUACGUUGAUAAAUGAAUAGAUGAAUCGACAUAUCGAUGGAUGGAUGUUAAAUAGAUGCACGGGAAAAUAUUUCCAUUUGAUGUUCUGGUUAAUUUCGGUAUCGUAACGAUCAUUUUGUCGUUGUCAUUAUACAUCGUGUUAUUGUAACACCAACACUAAAGACAGCAAGUACUGUUAACGUUGAUGGGGAAAACACUGGAGAUACAAAAAGAGCCAAGACGGUAUAAAGGAAAGUCAGUUAGACGAAAUAUAUAAUUAUAAAUAAUAGCUCGUGAUUUUUAAUGUUAUACUGUAGUGAAAACGCGCCUAGAGGGGUCAGUUACGCCCACCGCCAAGGGAAAAUACCAAGAGGUUUCCUUUUUAGCUCAAAAAGUGCCACUUUUGUCCAGAUUUGAAGAUCAUGUAAUACUUGGUACAGUUCUUCUAUGUUUGACUUUAUGAAAAUAGCUGAAUGACAUAACAUCCACACACAUUAAUUUGAAUAACAGUCAUAUUGGUCUUGCGCAGACCUAUAAGAAGUCCAAAAUUAUUAGUGACGACUGUUUUGACUCCACCAUGCGUGGGAAGGGAAGAAUGCUUCCACCCAUAUUUUUAUUUUAAUAGUUGCGUUGUGCUGCAUUCUGGUGGGGGUGGGAAGUAUUUUGAAGCUUAAAUUUAUAAGUUUCAAUGAGGAUGUUUUGCGAUAUUUUAUUUCAAGCAGGCUUAACGACAACAAGCAGUGGAUUUGGUUGUUUUGGGUUGGAUUGUUGGUUUUUUUAUAGGGUUUUUUCGUUUGUUUGUUGUUUUUUGUUGGUUUUGUUGUUGUUUUUUGUGGGGAUGGGGUGUUUUUUUUGGGGGGUGUCUGUUUUUUACUUUUUAUUAUGUUUUCUUUUCUUUUUUUCAAGAUAAAAAUCGGGCUUCCUGUAGCCUUGUGUUGUGAUAUUCCUACGACUUUUUUGACUAUACCAGUUGGCUCUAAUAACGUCGUUGAACAAAACAGAUUUCUUUAAUUGCUUUAACUUUCAUCACAAUGUCAUGCUUGACACGUACCAACCGCUGAUGGAAAUGUUGCAGGGGGGAUUGUCGUGAAACAUUCCUUUCUUUUUUCCCGUAAAAACCUACGAUAUGUCUCCGCGUGAGUUAUGACGCGGAAAUCUGGAGAUGGUCAGAUAGCAGCCUAGUUCUGUCACAGUCGGAGCUACGUGUGCAGGUCAGAGCUAUCUCUUAAAUACUGUUAAUUUCCGCAAAUACAUUUAUCAACUUGCUGGAAGCUAUAUCACAUAGUUAUUGCAGUCAUAGACCCACUUACAAAGUAGGCGAAGUAGCAAAACAAAUUAUAGUUGAUAAAAAAAAAAAACAGUUGAGUAAUGUGCUGGUUGAAAAACAAAGAGAAGACAUCACCGUACAUAGAGGGUAGAACCCACCUCCAACCCAUCCCUCCCCCCCCCCCCCAAAAAAUAAUUUAAAAAAAAAAUAAAAAUAAUAAUAAUAAUAAUAAUUCGUAAAAUGCAUACAACAGAAUUCCAGUACUAGAUUCAAGUAGACGGCGAAGUAGCAAAAACUAAAAUAUAUUUGAUACAACACAACUGUAUAAUGUGCUCAAUAAACCCCCUACAAACAAGGGCUGUUCUUAGAGUGUGCCCCUAACUUUCUCCGCCCACAUUUGUAAAAUACGAAAGGUGCUCUUUUGAGUUUAAAUAGCAUGUUCUAGGUUAUCCUAAUUUCUCUUCUUUUAAAAAAACCCCCCAAAACCUACCAUUUUAAGGGAGUGUCUUGAUCAGUUUGGCGCGCUACAUGUUUCAUGAUUCUGGGAAUUUCCAUUUACCUGUACCAUACUGAAUUGCCAGGAUGUAUCACAAAACAAAAUGCUUCAACUAAUGACGAACCUGAUUUUUAAUCGUUUCCAGACAAGAUGUGAGAAAUAGCGAAUCCAUGGGUGGUUUUUGCGGUUUACACCUCCAACACCCCAUUUAGCUGUCAAGUAAAAAAAAAGGCACAAUUACCCCCCACUGGAAACACAUACAUACGCACACACACACACAAACACAGUUCGGUGAAAUAUGUCGAUAUGCAAGCAAGCAUAUAUACACCAUCCCCCCUCCCCAAACCCCCUUCUCAAAAUCCUAGAUCCGCCCAUGUUGAGUUGUGAAGUGCGGACGAAUUUGUCUGUAAUUAUACACUUAGAAAUAUAUGUCAUUUUACUUUAUGUGAACAAAAUUACUAGUUCAACCAAAAACGAAGUCUUAGAAGCAAAUAUCUAGAAGUGAUAACAUUGCCACGUGCUUUCCGUCGUCAACUUAUUGUGGUGUUGAAUGAACAUUAUCCAUUUGUGACACGUGUUUAUAUUUUUGUGUGAUAUUUACACGUGUUCAUAUUUAUUUGUGAUAUUUACAUGUGUUUAUGUUUACAAAGUGUGAUGCUUUGUUCGUUAUUGUGCCUAGUAUGUUCUGAAAUAAAUUCAUAUUUGUC
This is a messenger RNA of Gigantopelta aegis, 4177 nucleotides long. RefSeq names its product serine/threonine-protein kinase TNNI3K-like. The transcript is spliced from 3 exons. Gene Ontology annotation, biological process: proteolysis. The coding region runs from base 23 to 865 and encodes 280 amino acids. The record is from RefSeq and is a predicted model, not a curated record. Lineage: Eukaryota; Metazoa; Mollusca; Gastropoda; Neomphalida; Peltospiridae. Gene Ontology annotation, molecular function: aspartic-type endopeptidase activity; protein binding.